AUCAAUUAUGUGCACACGUUACAUUUGAGCGCGGCGCUUUUGUGUGAAAAUUGGACCGAGUCACCCAAGAAUGCGGCCAUUCUUAUGAAAACAUUCACUUGUAGUGAUUAGCAUUGUUACGUUGUAGUUAACUGAUAGCAAACAUCCACUGUAUACCGUAUAAGUGCACUGCUUUCAACAAGUGUUAUGAUGACGUCAUUGAGUUGCUUGUGUGCCAUUGGUUAGGCCAGCAGGUGCCCACAAUGGCACGUGUGCCUAUGGCUGCCAACACCUGCUUAAAAGACAACAAAACCACAAUUCUCCCUCAGACACAUAAAAAAACCAAACUUUUACCAGUUCACUUGGUUUAAAGAAAUCAUGUUUGAUCGUUUCGCGUGUGUUGCACCGGCCAUGAUGACGAGCUGUUUUUGUCAAAGAGUGUGUGAGGUGCCUCGCUGGGCGCGUGGCUCCAGCAACACUGUAGCGUCCAACCAGCCGCGGCGACAAUUACCAGAGCAUCCGGUUUGAUACUUUCACAUUAAAACUUUAAGUAGGAGCGUAGUUUGCGCUUGGCAUUUAAAAGACGAUGUUCGUGCUGAUUUUAGGUUGUUGAGGAUCAAAUUGAACCCAAAAAGGAAUUUUAAAAACACCCCUCGGCGUGUGAUUAGAUCGAGUUUCAUCAACAACAGGUGCCAAUAGCUAAUUAUUAUCUGUUUAUGUUGUAGCACUUAAACUUAGUACGCUUAGUCCGCCCCGUGCUUUAAAUCAUGAUGAUGACGUUUGUCGUUAAAUUGCCCACUUGCCGGGCGUGUGUUUGUUUAACUUCGAAAGCCCGACGGCUCCGUUUCCGGCGAGGCUCUGUCUGACUCACGUUCGUUUUACACACCUGGAGCGGCUCGCGGCGGCACGCGCGCCUCGCGCCCUUUUCAGCCGAGCACAAACGGACGCUUUCCGGCGGCGGAGGAGACGCUUUUCAGUCGCCCAACAAUUCUGUUCCUCGGAAGCUCGUGUUCGCCAUGGGGGGGCUCGCUGUCAAACCGCUCAAAUGAAGCGGACGAGCCGUUCAUUGAGAGCCGCUGCCGUCUGACUGACAGACAGGGCGUCGGGACGUGACGGACAGGUAAACAGCUGUGCGUUGAAAGCCAAUGGCCGGUUGCCUCGGACUGUGAAGUAAUGGGGCCGUUGUAGCUGGCAAAGCCGAGACUGUGGGGCGCGGUAUCGUCUGCGCUCCGAGACACUUCGGAGGACACAAGUGACGAGACCGGAGACACGGACGGAGACAGGUCUGCUUUUGUGUCGGCGGGGACAUGGCAGCGGCCAUCGCGAGCGGCUUGAUCCGCCAGAAGCGGCAGGCGAGGGAGCAACACGCUCACCGACCCACCACUCACCGGCGACGGAAGAGCCCCGGCAAGAAGCAGGGGCUGUGCAACGGGAACCUGGUCGACAUCUUCUCCAAAGUCCGGAUAUUCGGCUUAAAGAAGAGAAGGCUACGGAGACAAGAACCACAGCUGAAGGGCAUAGUGACCAGGUUGUUCUGCAGGCAGGGCUUCUAUCUCCAGAUGGGCCAGGAUGGAAGUCUGGAUGGGACCAAAGACGACAGCACCAACUCCUCUCUGUUCAACUUAAUUCCCGUGGGUCUCAGAGUUGUGGCCAUCCAAUCAGUCAAGACCGGUCUCUACAUCGCCAUGAACGGAGAGGGUCACCUCUACUCCUCGGAACUGUUCACCCCGGAGUGCAAAUUUAAGGAGUCUGUGUUCGAGAAUUACUACGUCAUCUACAGCUCCAUGCUCUACAGGCAGAAGGAGUCGGGCCGAGCCUGGUUUCUGGGCCUCAACAAGGAAGGCCAGGCCAUGAAGGGAAACAGAGUCAAGAAGACCAAACCAGCUGCACAUUUCCUGCCUAAACCGAUAGAAGUUGCGAUGUACCGAGAGCCUUCACUGCACGAUGUAGGGGAGGCGGUGCCUAAGCUCGCCGGGGGCCCGCCUUCCAAAAGCACAACCAGCGAGCCGGUGGUCAUGAAUGGCGGCAAGCCUGUCAGCAAACCCGACAAGGAGGAGACAUAGCCCCGCCCGAGCCGCCACCCCAGCCUCUUUCCCACUUCACCCAGCCAAGCAAAGUCCAGGAAAAGCCAGCGACUCUGCAACAAAUGCGACAAAACAAACUCCAAGCCAAGUUUGGACUCAUCAGCAGCAGGGAGCCUCACCAGGCACCUCGCUUCUCAUCUUAUUGGACAGAACCGGUGUUGCAGGCGGCAGGGGGCCAGAGAGGAAGAAGAUGACGACAGCCAAAUGGAAGUGGGCAGCAGUUGGACCUUCCCUUGGAGAAGACAGACUUCUUAAGACGACAACAAACAAACAAAAAUGUACAAAAGUGUCGUAUCCGCCGGUGUUUUCCUGUGACAAUCUGUUACUAAGGGGCCUGUUUUUCCCUCUUCUGAUCGUCAAGUGUUCUGUUGCCAAAUGUGCUUACUGGCUGCUGGCCUCAGACACACACACACACACACACACACACACACACACACACACACACAAGCACCACAGCUUUGAUUUGAAUGGUUAAGACACACAUGACGGCGUCAUGAGGACGCAGCCACGAGUUCGGCUCUGGCACUCAUUGUUCUGUUACAAGUUGCGAUCUGACACGUUUGGUUCUUAUGCGACAGGCACUGUCUAUCAUUCGGGUUUAUUCCUUUUGUUGGUAGCUUAUCAAAACGCUGGUUGAAGACCGAGCUGCUUGGUUGCACAGACACGGAACAGACCUCUGUUGCUACCUCCCUGUCAGCUCCCUUAAAGAAUACGAUGACCUCCUCCCCGUGGAGCUCCACUCAAGAUCUGCAGGAAGGAUUCACAUGGCUCGAGCCGACGACGUGUGUGUGUAGCGCCAAGCAAAUGAAGGCGGGGCUUCAGGCAGAAAGGUAGCAGCGUUGUUUACGUGGAGUAGCAGAGGACACAUAGAAUGUAGCGGGAAGGAAGAUGGCUUGUCAGUGCUUGGACCCUGGAAAAGGUACACAAGGUUCCAGGCGUGGUCCUCAGGGUGCGAUCGCGUGUGUACCUUGUUAGGGACAGAAAUGAGCUCCUAUUUCCUACAGUGUAUCAUGACCUGCUGCCUUCCCAAGAACUUGAAUUUAACGGUCGGAGUGGGCGUACGAAUGAACAGGGUAAAUCAUGUCCAAGUCAUCUGAUUGGAUGUGCUGUGUACAGGUGUUAUGACGUGUGACACCACGGUGUUGUAGUGAAAACCAUUUGGAACAUUUUGAUAGCUGGCGAAGGUUUGGUGACAACCGCCAAUAGCACAGAUAUUUUAGCCUCAAUCAAAAUAAUGCACGACACAGUCGAGCGUGGGGGAAGUGCACGGAAACGAAAAGGACCACCCUCCUCAGUGAAAGCAGACCAAAUAGAUUCCUCACUGUGACCGCCACCUCGGCUCCGAUCUGUUCAGGGCUUGAAAUCAAGUUCAAGACCCGGGCUUCUGGUUCAGAUGGCGGUGACCUACACUGGUAGUUGCACUUGUAUAUUCUCACCGAGGAGAUACGACUACUGUGAUCCCACUCCUGUCCUGUUAGCGCCAGCGAAAGAGACAUGCCAUCCAUGACUCAGGAUGACGUUGGAGGCUCAGCAGAUGUGAUUUCAGAAGCUGUCCCUCCCUGCGGACUGGAACAAAAUGACUGACCAAGAGGACAGAAACAAGGCUGUGUGACUAAUCAGACGAGCUGUAUCCCCUCAGCAACAGUUGGGGGGGAAAAAAAACGAAGCCGCUUGCACGUCAGGAUGGCGGCUCCAGGCUUCACUCCUCAGUGGCAGGAACACAGUACAGUCGAUCCCCGCUUUCUGCAAGGGGCUCCGUUCCGGGACCACCAACGAAUGGCAAAAAAUACGCGAGUUAUUGAUACGCUCAUAAAAAUGUCUGUUUUUGAUACACGGACACCCUCCUCCCCUUUCAAACCUUCCUGCUAAGCAAUAAAAGUGACGUCUCCCUCCCGUCUUCAAUCGCCGUUGUUCACUUGCGACAGGAUCCGGGUUUAAGCCUCACACUGAUGAAACGCAGUUAAAGAAAUGUAUCGGUGCUCACCACUGAUAGUGGAUGGAACAGACGGAAUGUGAGUCCCAGUCUAGCCUUUAGCCGGGCGUCAGGGGGCGGAACCUUUUUGGCUGAGAGAGCGUUGGAAGCUGCACAUUUUAAAAUGUGUUUCUGUGACAGGCAGAUCAUGUUUUUUUAACAUUGAAUACAACUAAAUGUGCAGACAUCUUUGAUUUGAUUCUUUGUAGUAGUUUUACUGAAGCUGUAAACUGCUUCUUACUUGCGACUUGCGGUGCUGCAUGGUUUUGAACCGGACUCCGUGUCUUUCUUUCUUUUCGCCAUCUUCUUCGUCAAAAGGUGUGGCUCUGCAGAAUUAGCUAGCUGACAAUUUGAUACUUCUUGACCUCUUAGUGACCCAGGUAGGCUAGCGCAUUAUCCAGGAAUAAUCAAGUGUGGUCUGACCCGCAAAAUAUUGGAAGGACAGUUGGCAUUGGCUCUGGAUGGGUGGAUUCAAAUGCAAAGGAAAGUUUUAUACUUUCAACGUUAUUUUUAACACUGGGAUUACGGUCAUGUUUUACUUUAAAAUGUCAGCGAAAAAAGAUGAAAAUACAUUUUAUGGUGUUAAGAAACAAAGAGAGCCAUGUCGUCAGACCAGUCAUCAGAUGAACCACACCUGGCUCCUCAGCCAAAGGUUCCCUACCCCUGCUCUAGAGGCUAGCACGGGGGCUCGAGAAGGCCUUUCUCCAAACUGUGUCCUCAUCCACAAUCCACACUACUUCUGUGUUAUUCCAGUAACGAUUUGCAACAGUGGUUCUCAAUGAUCCAUCCAUCCAUCCAUUUUCCUCCGCUUAUCAGGGUCGGGGUCACGGGGGCAGCAGUCUCAGUAGGGAAGUCCAGACUUCCUGGUCCCCAGCCACCUCUUCCUGUUCCACCGGGAGGACACCAAGGCGUUCCCAGGCCAGCUGUGAGCCUUCUCCCGACUGGGCAGGCCCGGAGCACCUCACCAGGGAAGCGUCCGGGAGGGAUCUGGACUAGAUACCCCAGCCACCUCUACUGGCUCCUCUCCAUGUGAAGGAGCAGCAGCUCCAUGCUGAGCCCCUCCCUGAUGACUGAGCUCCUCACCCUAUCUUGUAGGGUGGCUGGCUGAGGGUGGGAACAUAGAUGAGGGGGUAAAUUGAGAGCUUUGCCUUCCGGCUCAGCUCCCUCUUCACCACGAUGGUCCGGUACAGCGACCGCAUUACCGCAGACCGCCUGUCGACCUCAUGCUCGAACCUUCCCUUGUUCGUGAACAAGACCCCGAGAUACUUGAACUCCUCCACCUGGGGCAGGACCUCAUUCCCAACCGGGACAGUGCAAUCAACCCUUUUCCGACUGAUUCCCCCCUCCCCAUUUGAAAUUGUAUUGACAACCUAUAAUAAUUUACCUGUACAAACCAUCGUAUGAGUUGCUGGCCACAGCGUCGUGCAAGAGACGCUAACAGACCAACCAACAGGCAAUCAAAUGUUAUGAGCACAGCGGCCAAUCCAACCGCCCUAAUGCAUAGCACCCCCCAAACCCUGAGACACGUACAGUUACAGUACGUGUUAGCUUGUGCUCAGCUCGCUGCUCAUUUUGAGGCCGGAGCGACUGUCAAAGCCGGUGCUUACAUAGCCAAACUAAAUUUUGCGUCACACAGCGCAGCAAUUACGGUGCGUUCAAGGACUGCUGAAUAAAUUGCGAAUUCUCAACGCAUGCCAAAACAACAAUAUCAGCAAAGCGUAGAGGCAUGAACAUGUACAAACUGUGGUCUUUCUGAGAGCGGCACAUGUGUGCUGUACGCUGUGUUAGCAUGCAUUUAUCCGGUUAUUCAUGACUCAUGGUGGAAUUACCAAAUAUUUGCAAACUUGCGAGGCCGUGAAAGCUGAAUGGCAAAUGUGCAGGGAUCCACUGUACGUUGUUCCUUCCCCUGCAGUCCCGUGACCUUGAAUAAUGCAUCCGCUCUGCGACUCCAACGACAAAAAUCACAGCGAGCCUCGUGUUCUUAGGACAAAACCUGUCAAGUGUAUUUCUGCUGUUGUCUCAUCAGGACGUCGUGUUGUAGAUUCUCUAAUCGCUGGCUGAGGGUUUUUACAGUGGAACCUCUGAAGACCAACACCCUGAGGUCCUUCUAUUCACAGGCGUCUGAAGUCACUCACUACUUCUGCAUUUUGCUUUCUUUUGGGGCUUUGUUGCAACGCUUUUGGGAAAGUACACCAACAUACACCAGAAACGAAGGACUCCGGCAUCAUCAGACCAGUUUGUUUCUUUCAAAAGUCACAUUGUGACUUGAAAGGACUCACCUUCGCAAUGACUGGAAGUUGCGUUUGACCUUCGAGGCUCCACUGUACACCGCAUGUUGAGACACUCUUGAAUCUCAGCCCACCCGAGGCUCACGUGCCAUGCGCUGAUGAGGGAGGCCGGUGUUGUGCUUGUCUCGCGUCAACGAAAUAUGGAUUGUUAGCUUGUGUUGUGACACUUGUUGUAUCAUUGUUGCUAGGAAGUGAUAAGAGAACUAGCCCUGACAAUCAGGUACGUCGUCAUUGUGUCCCUUUGGAUCCAUCCUUGUCCACCGUCCACCGUCGCAGAGAUGUGUUUGUGCACAAGACGAAGGUCAGGCUUUUAUUUGGAUCGCAUUCAAAGUACUUGAAAUCUCACCAUCGGCAAAACGUUUUUUUUCAUACAUUUAAUUUCAGUUUCAUUCGAGUUGCUGUAAACGUUUAUGGUGCACAUGCAUAAGAACGCUAUCAAAAAUAGUUAAUACCAGGUCGUGGUUGUCUGCUAGUUCUUACUAAGAAUUUUCUCGUCCUUUAUUGAAUUUCCCAACACUCUGAAACCGUGCUGGGCGUAGGACCCCAGGAUCCACGGGGUGGGGGCCUUAUUUUGUGCCACGGGACGCAUUGCGUGCAAAUGUGAGCCAGUCCGAGGCAGUAGAGGGGGGGGGGGGAAGAGACGCGCAUUCACCCGCUCAUCUGUCCGUUGGUGGUGUAAUGGUACAGCUGCUGCCUUUCAAGGGAGAGGACGCAGUUUGUUUGUUUUUUUACUCUGUUCAUUUGGUAUUUGCAUUAAAAAUAAUUGAUUGAACAAAUUUGUAUCGAUUCAUAAAAAUUUGUUCAAACAGUCUAAAAAUAGCUUUCAAUGGGUCAGUUGGGUCCUAAAAAUGUGGUGACUGUCGCUGCCCAGAGAAUUCCUUGUGGCGCUGCUGCUCGUGACACAGUCUCCAGCUUGGCAGGGGGCGGCCCUGGGGGAAGGCAUGUCCUUCUAUUCAGAGAAGCCCACCUCGUCAGGUUAGUUAGCAGCAGGAUGAACGCAGCUGUGGAACAUCUGUGGCAUGUGUUCAAGAAUAAUGACGGUCCAGUGAAAAACGACCACGGACCAAAGAUGCAGAUGCAACGCCGUUUUCCAGGUUGAUAAUGACACGUCUGACGCGGGACGCAAUUACUGCGAGUAUCUCCUGAGAGGUUCCUCCCCGCCGGUGGUUAGCCCGGCACCAAAGCUACAAUUAUGAGCUUCGCACGCAGAAAGAGCGCCGGCUUUAAUUAGAAGGGAGCAAUCACGACAAACCUGGGUGACUUUUAAUUUCCACUGGUGCGCCGCUGCCAGACGCGUGCAUCGUGGAGUUGGCGUGCAGCACCGGUGCGGGUGCACAGUAGACACACAAGGACUUGCAGCUCGUCUCAUUCAGGUUCACUGUGUUCCUCUCACAGAAGAAGGCCUUAUGACGCACAAACACUCACACACUACAUGACUAUCAGUGACCCUUUGCUCCACUUAUUGCGUCGGCUGUAAGUGCAGGGAGCCAGUCCUGCAACUCCUCUCUCUGCUCGGACCGUUUCCGCUUGUUGCACGUGUUAUGGGCCAAUGACGCGGGUGGGGUGCAAGGGGGCUAAUGCAUGUGGUCAUGUCAGAAAUGUGUAAAAGAAGCAAAGCCGCAUUUAGCUCAUUUCUGCUACUGAUUUACACCAGUAAGAUGCUUGACAGCAUUUACAGUACGUCCAGAUGAAACACUCCGUAAAGCAAGCUGUGUCGUUGUAGUAAGUUGGGUAGCAAAGGGUGGCUCGUGCUGUCUGCUGUCUUUCAGUAAAUGUUCAGUUCCUCUUACAUCCACAUUAUGCAAAGAAAUUAUGUCUGCACUGUGCAGUUUGUGUCUCACCUAUUGUAUACACACAACAGAACGAUAUUAAAGAUUUGUAGAAAGGAAGCAUGGAUUGUUGAUGAAUUUAUUCCCUGCAGUACGCCUGAACAUGACUUUCUCAGUCACGCUUCGCCCCUUUCAGAGCCACCUGUCGGUAGCGUGGAAGGGAUAGUUUGGGUUUUAGUGAUAUGAAGUAGUAUGACAUCCCCACCAGCGGCGUAGCACAUCAACAGUGACUUGGGCCUGAGUGGUUAGCAUGUUGGCCACACAGUCAGGAGGUCGGGAAGACCCGGGUUCCGAAUCUCGCAUCUGUAUGGCGUUUGCAUGUUUUCCCCGUGCGUGAGUGUUCGUCACGUAUUCCCGUUUCCUCCCACGUUCCAAAAACACGCGUGUUGGCGACUCUAAAUUGUGGUUGUUUGUCUUAUGUGCCCCGCCCUGUGCCGCUUGACUGCCCCGGGGUGUGCCCCGCCUCUCACCCAAAGUCAGCUGGCUCCAGCAUUCAUAGUCUGGUCCUGUGAGCACUAAGGGUAAGUCACCGUUGAUGACGGGGAUGUCACGCCACAUCACAAUGCAAACUAUCCCUUUAAGUGAAUGAGCUGAAUUGAAUGAGCUCCGCUGUCAAUGAUGUCAUCUUAUUUGUACACAGCAAACACAAACAUGACCCAUCUCUUAUUUUUAGAGCGCAACUGCUAAGCAAAAUGACUUUUUGUUGCCACUCACGUUAUAAAAUAUUCCCGUCUUUGUGGUUGAGUUCAUUAAAUCCAGAACUCAUCUGCCACACACGCACACGCACACACACACACGCACACACACACACGCACACACAUGCACACGCAGCAAUGUGUUUCAGGUGGCGUUGAGAGCUCACUUGAGAAGCGGCCUCAUGUCUGCUUCAUUAUCAUCAAAGACAACAGACGCGGUACCGCGUGUUUGUCUGUGCACGUACACACACACACACACACACACACGCACACGCAUGCCUUCCACCAUCACGCUGGUGAAGUCCUGUUGGAACCACGCAGAUAUCCCGCUGCGUUGGUCACUCGGACCGGCGUGGCAGGAGGACGUUUGUUCCCCCGGGGGAGCGCCCCAUCCUCACGCUCAUGCUUCCCUAAAAUGAGGUUCCGGCGCAGUGACGGGAUUAUUUAAAGCAUCGGGAGCCCCGUGGCAAGCAGCCUGCUGUCAAUCACACUGAAAGGUUAACAUCAACUCUGACAUUCUUCUCUAAUUACGCUCCCCUCGCUGGAAACGUUCACACUCGACAAUAUUAGACACAGAAAUGUUUACUUGUACUCCCCUCAAAUGGACCAAUCACACAUCAGAAAACCUCAUCAGGCCUCCGCUGUCAAACCGUCAGAGGUGCAAGCUGUCAACGCUCCCGCCUCUUGUGAUGGCCUCUGCUCCCCCAUUUCCUGUCUAUUGCCUCGUUCCAUUGUCCCCCCCACCCCCCACCCCCACCCCACCCCCACCCUUCCAUUCAUUGCCUCUCUCUCCUCCCCUUCAGAGCAACAGGAAGUCUGAUGAAGCAAAGAGAAUGAGACGAGAGGUGAGAAAGCAAUCAUUUAUCUCUCAGGUGAUAAGUGACAUUUGGUGCACACACACACACACACACACACACACACACACACACACACAGGUUCAGCCAAGCAAGCACAGUCUGAAUACUGAUUCUGCCCCACUAGAGAUGCUUGUUGGGCGCCAUGGCAACCAUAAAAGCAGCAGCCAAGUGGUUUGCUGAGGACGUGCGCAUGUGCGCAUGUCUCUCCAGCUUGGACUAAUAAUAACGACAUGUUUCACUGGUGGAACCUGAACAUGACUUUCACAUACAAAAGCAGGUUUACCGAUGAUGUCCGUUUUGGAAGUGGUACACACCACCGGUCAAAAGUUUCAGAAUGCCCCGCUUUUUCCAGUUACUGAUUGAACUUCAAGUGGUUGACGUCCAGUGAAUAGCUUGAAAUGCUACAAAGGUAAGUGGUGAAGUGUCAGAGGUUGGAAAAAACAAAGGUAAGGUUACCCAAAACAGACAAAUAACGUGUAUUUCAGAAUGAUACUGUUUCAGGGACCACAAAAUGGGUCAACAAUUUAAAGCUGUUCUUCAGAAACGGAGGUUGAUCAAGCCUUGGCAGUUGGUGCAACUCAUUCAUACAGGUGGGCCACGUUCUGGGGUACUUACUACCUCCUCUGUCUGCAUAGGAACAGUGUUGGGAACACACUGUGGUACUACACCCUCGUGAGCAUCAGUUGAACAGUGCUGUACUGGAGAAGGUCAUUUGUUGCGAGAAAAAUGGCAAAAAGGGCCAUCUUAACACUUAAACAUGCAGCUUUUGUCACGAGUUGGCCUAAGCCAGUGUUUGGAUCCCAAAUGCAGAGAGGACACCGUCGUUCUGGAACAAAAGAUGGCCUCCACAGGAGUAAAAUAAUACAAAGAAGGUACACAGUCCAAUGGAAGAACUCAGCUAAGCCACAGCCAAGGAGAACUCAAAAUGUCCAGCAGGGAGAAAGACAACACUAUACAAGAGCCAACAGAAAGACCAGACGAAGAGCGCUGCUGAAAAACCAAGCAGGACGCCAACCAUACCGUAGCACAAAGGGUUCGUAACUGCUGGAGGUGGCCAGGCAGGGGAAGAACACUCGCAUUAACUGGACCAGAAAGGACGACGACCAGAAAGGACUAACACGGGGCAGGGAUGAGCAGCGAGCGGGCGAAGUCCGAGGAACAAUCUGGCAACGACUGAGUCUGACUGCCAAGCUUAAGAAGGCCAGGAGACUAAUUGCUUGCAGGUGUGCGCCGGUGGCUCCGCCUCUGCAGUUUGGUGAAUUGUAAGGAAGCGACUGUGCGGACCCAGCUGGCCGAUGUGUCCGAUGUGUUGUUUGAAGCCGUGCGGGACGGCCGCACAAAAGGACGACAAGCAGCAAUGGCGCUUUUGCAGAAUAGCCCAGCAUGUUGGUUCUUUCAUAAAAAUGUGUUUUCCUUGAAAAGCAUCUUUGAUUCACGGCUCUACGGCGUGAAAGAACAGGGAGGAUUCAGCUUUCUUUCUCGGUUUUUCUUGCAAAAGCAAACGUCCGUGCCUUCUCGCAGGCAGCGAAGGAGGAAAAGGGACAGAAGCCGUGGGAGAAGCCAAUCAGCCAGACGGGGAGAUCAAUGCAGAGUGCAGUUCCAAGACACACACACACAAAAAAGCAACAUUUUCUUGGCGUGUUUUUCCGCCUAGGUGGCCUUGGUAGCUGGCAGCGGGGCGGAACAUUUGAUUGGUGUGCACCUGCGCGUGUCACAUGCAAGAGGCUAGAGGAAAAGGAAUUUGGAAUCAAUAUGUUUACCCCCUUCUUACAGGUGCACGUGUAGAGAGUGCUGUUUGUGCACAAAAAGGAAAUGAAGUGUUAGCAAAGAGAACCCGUAGGUUAGGAGGGAGGCUGACAUCAUUGCAGCGCCCCGGCAGCAAUAACCAAUGAAAUGCUUUGCCGGGACGAAAUGCAUCAUGGGAUGAAGUUAAAGCAGCUGUUGUUUUUUAUUUUAAACUCAUAUUAGUAGUAUUAGUCCAAUGAGGUUAAUUUGGUCUAACAUUCAUGUAUUCUAACCCUGGUGUGUAAAAAGAUUUACA
Molecule: messenger RNA, 11745 nt
Organism: Dunckerocampus dactyliophorus (ringed pipefish)
Lineage: Eukaryota; Metazoa; Chordata; Actinopteri; Syngnathiformes; Syngnathidae
Product: fibroblast growth factor 14-like
Exons: 5
Coding region: 1287-2042 (251 amino acids)
Biological process (GO): regulation of cell migration; animal organ morphogenesis; positive regulation of protein phosphorylation
Cellular component (GO): cytoplasm
Molecular function (GO): fibroblast growth factor receptor binding; growth factor activity
Source: RefSeq, a predicted model, not a curated record